AAGAGACCAAAGAAAUGAAAAAAGUUCCCGCACUGGCCGUCCGGACUUCGGACGCACGUCGCAAAUCGCAGCCCCGCACGGCCUCACACUGACGUCUGUCGCCUGCCAAUCCGUCGCCCACGCCAGAGAGCAGUCCGCCACCUCUCGCCGUUGCUGAGUGCUGCCUGCGGCUUCUCGGCUUUUUAUCCGGCUUCUGGCCUUCUGCUACUCGCAGCACUCCACACUCGCCUACACGCAGAUUCAAGAGAACAAAUGGAAAUCGAUGCAUUGAAGUACAACAUCAAGCACUUGAAACUCACAGAUCCGAACAACUCUAUAAAUUCUAGCUCAGUAGAAGGAGACAAUGAUUGUGGCGUGCAGAUCACGUGCUUUUCUGAAGUCUCCCAUGAUGAUGUCAAUCUCCAUUUCCAGAUCAUUCGUCUUCUCAAACAGAUAUAUGUAUGGAUAGGCUGCAAUACUGCAAAAUUUGGACAUCUGUAUGCAGCUGGACCUACAUGCCCUAACGAUGCAGUUUCUGUUACUUGCUUACUUGGAGGAUCAUCUGAUAAUACUGGAUCUGGAAUUGCGCGUCGGUUAGUUUUGAAGACUGGCCUCAAUAUAAUAGUGGCUUGUAAUAUCCCUAAAAAUAGCCCCAUGCUUGAGGCUGAAGCAGAGAAAAAGUUGAUGGAAAAGCUUAUCACUUUAGGUUACACCAAGCCAAGAUAUGAAGUGCUCUCUUCACAAGGAAAGAGAUGAUAUUGUUGCAUCAAUUGCAUGGCGCUCUGAAGCUUGUCAACUACGUUGCACUGCUAUCUUGACCAUGGGUACCUCCUUGCUCUGGAGUUCUUCACCUACACUCAGAGAUUAUUAAAAGCAUAUAUGAAAGUUUGAAGUGUGGAUUGAUAGUGGAUUGUUUUCUUGAAAUCUAAAGUUUUUUGUGUAAUC
Messenger RNA from Cuscuta europaea, 924 nucleotides. Lineage: Eukaryota; Viridiplantae; Streptophyta; Magnoliopsida; Solanales; Convolvulaceae. The record is from the annotation of a GenBank genome assembly.